CCGCUGGGAAGCACUGACCAGGAUUCGACGGCCGGGUGGAAUUAAACGCUCAGUUGCCCAGUGCCACUCGUUUUGGCCUUCCCCCGAGUGAAGUCGCCCAGCAUCCACUGUGAAGUGCAAACUGAGAACUAACUCCUGUUUGAGCAAGCUUUGUUGCCGAGAAGCUUUGUUUAAUCAUAUCCUUCGUCUUCAUCCUUGCAUCAUACUACUUGCCAGCCAGCCAUGCCCAACGCAAUCAAGCCUACGCCCAUGCUUCUUCUACAUCUCAUCGCCCUUGCUUUUACCUUACCUGCCUUCACAGCUAGCAACGAGCAAUUCGUCUACUCUGGGUUCACCGGCGCCACCAACAUCACAGUGGACGGCUCGGCCGCGAUCAUGCCGUCCGGCCUGCUCGAGCUGACCAACGGCAGUUACCAGCUAAAAGGCCAUGCCUUGUACGCGACUCCACUGCGGUUCCGCAGGUCGCCCAACGGCACGGUGCAUUCCUUCUUCGUCUCCUUCGCGUUUGGCAUCAUCUCUGCCUUCACCGAUGUGAGCGGCCAAGGCAUGGCCUUCUUCCUCGCCCCGAGCAUGGACUUCUCCACUGCGCUUCCAAGCCAGUACAUGGGCCUCGUCAACGACCGCAACAACGGCAACGCGAGCAACCAUAUCCUCGCCGUGGAGCUCGACACCGUGCAGAACAACGAGUUCGGUGACAUCGACAGCAACCAUGUGGGCAUCAACAUCGACGGCCUCAACUCCGUCAACUCCAGCAGCGCUGGCUACUACGACGACAAGAGUGGCAGCUUCUACAACCUGACGCUGAUGAGCAGUGAGGUGAUGCGGGUGUGGAUAGACUACGACGGGGAGGCCAAGCGUCUGGACGUGACCUUGGCUCCCGUCAAAAUGGCGAAACCUGUAAGGCCGCUCGUCUCUUCCACCCAGGAUCUCUCCCAAGUGCUGACAGACAUGUCGUUCGUUGGGUUCUCAUCUGCAACUGGCAUGGUCAACACACGUCACUACCUACUUGGCUGGAGCUUCGGCAUGAACGCUCCAGCUCCACCCAUUGAUAUCGCCAAGCUGCCCAGGUUGCCUCGUGCUGUUGGCCCCAAGAAGGGUGUCCUGGUGAUCGUCGUUCUGCCUGUGGCGACAGCCUCCUUCCUCCUCACAGUGAGCGUAGUUGCAUUCCUGGCAGUGAAGAGACAUGUGAGGUAUGCUGAGGUGCGUGAAGAUUGGGAGGAUGAAUUUGGGGCUCACAGGUUCUCGUACAGGGAUCUAUACUGUGCGACAGAGGGAUUCAAGGACGAGCACCUGCUCGGCGUAGGAGGCUUUGGGAGGGUGUACAAGGGCCUUCUUCCUGUAUCAAAACUGGAGAUUGCAGUAAAGAGGGUGUCUCACGACUCAAAGCAGGGCAUGAAGCAGUUCAUCGCAGAGGUUGUCAGCAUUGGUCGCCUGCAGCACCGAAAUAUUGUCAGGUUACUUGGUUACUGCCGUCGAAAAGGUGAACUCCUUUUGGUGUAUGAAUAUAUGCCCAAUGGAAGUCUUGAUAAGUAUGUGUUUGGGUGCGAUCACAACCACAAUGAUAAUGUUAAACUAAAUUGGAGCCAAAGGUUUCACGUAAUCAAAGGCAUCGCAUCGGGUUUGCAUUAUCUUCAUGAUGAGUGGGAGAAAGUUACCAUCCACCGGGAUAUCAAAGCUAGCAACGUGCUGCUUGACAAUCAGAUGAAUGGAAGGUUGGGUGACUUCGGCCUUGCAAGACUGUACGAUCAUGGUGUGGACCCACAAACCACACAUGUGGUUGGCACCUUAGGGUACCUAGCUCCUGAGCUUGCUAGAACUGGCAAGGCCACCCCUGUAACGGAUGUGUAUGCAUUCGGAGUGUUCGUACUUGAGGUGACUUGUGGGAGAAGACCUAUUAACCAAUCAUCUGAUGAAGACAACCAACUCAUGUUAGUCGACUGGGUACUCGAGAAUUGGCAGAAAGGAUCACUCAUUGACACGGUAGACAUUAAGCUUCAAGGUGACUACGACACGGACGACGCGUGUCGCUUGCUGAAAUUAGGAUUGCUCUGUUCACACCCAUUUCGAAAUUCGAGGCCCAACAUGCGACAAGUUUUGGAGUACCUCGACGGGGAUAAGCCAUUGCCAGAGCUAUCACCAGCUAAUUUGAGCUUUUACGUGAUGUCCAUGAUGCAAAAUGAAGGAUUUGACGAUUGCAUCAUGUCGUCCUGCGUGACAAGCCUUGCUACAGUGUCCGACCUAUCGGGUGCACGGUGAUCCAUCGGUGUAAGAUGGUAUUUCGUCCUGUGGGGUGCAAAAGGAAUCACAGUUUGAGCAUAGAGUGUUUAGCAUAUAUAAUUUGUACUUAUAGUGUGUUUAAGUUUGCAUCGGUCUUGUAACAUCUUAAGACUUUUCCUAUUUAUACUCUCCUAAUACAAAAUCAGCAGACCUCGUUCUGUUCUUUCAAUAAAAAUUGCUUUCAGAAACAA
Messenger RNA from Panicum virgatum (switchgrass), 2468 nucleotides. Its product is annotated as L-type lectin-domain containing receptor kinase SIT2-like. Gene Ontology annotation, molecular function: ATP binding; carbohydrate binding; protein kinase activity. Gene Ontology annotation, biological process: protein phosphorylation. The coding region runs from base 223 to 2256 and encodes 677 amino acids. The transcript has a single exon. Gene Ontology annotation, cellular component: plasma membrane. The record is from RefSeq and is a predicted model, not a curated record. Lineage: Eukaryota; Viridiplantae; Streptophyta; Magnoliopsida; Poales; Poaceae.